GGCUCAGGAUGUCGUACAUGCUUCCGCAUCUGCACAAUGGCUGGCAGGUAGACCAGGCCAUCCUCUCGGAGGAGGACCGCGUGGUCGUCAUUCGUUUCGGGCACGACUGGGACCCCACUUGCAUGAAGAUGGACGAGGUUCUGUACAGCAUCGCCGAGAAGGUUAAAAAUUUUGCAGUUAUUUAUCUUGUGGAUAUUACAGAAGUACCCGACUUCAACAAGAUGUAUGAGCUGUACGACCCAUGUACUGUCAUGUUUUUCUUCAGAAACAAACAUAUCAUGAUUGAUUUGGGCACUGGCAACAACAACAAGAUCAAUUGGGCCAUGGAAGACAAGCAAGAAAUGGUUGACAUCAUAGAGACUGUGUACCGUGGUGCCCGAAAGGGCCGGGGUCUAGUGGUGUCUCCCAAGGACUACUCUACAAAGUACAGAUACUAAGCACUGCUCUCACAGACUGUGCAAAGGACACUGGGAGCCUCUUCUGUGUAGAAACCCUCAGCUCUUCGUAGCCUUUGGGAAGGGCCUGCAGUGGAACAUGGCCUUAGGGCAAGAGGAUCCUUGAGAUGAGAAUAACAGGGCCAUAACUCGCUGAAGGAAAUAAACAUGGUGAAGAACAGUAGAA
Messenger RNA from Cricetulus griseus (Chinese hamster), 621 nucleotides. The record is from RefSeq and is a predicted model, not a curated record. NCBI's taxonomy places the organism in Eukaryota, Metazoa, Chordata, Mammalia, Rodentia, Cricetidae.